This is a messenger RNA of Schistosoma mattheei, 1516 nucleotides long. The record is from the annotation of a GenBank genome assembly. Lineage: Eukaryota; Metazoa; Platyhelminthes; Trematoda; Strigeidida; Schistosomatidae.
AUGGAAGAGACUGAACAUGUUGCCCGGCGGCUUGACCGCAUGCUAAAAAACAAAAAAAUAGAUGAUGAGUCUGCGCUGAAAUACCUUAGGAGAUUGCGAAGCAUCGAGAUGACUCUGGAAAUCUUAACGAAAACCGGUGUAGGUAUUAUUAUCAACAAGAUAAGAAAGGAGUCAGAAGACCCGGAGGUUGCUACAUUGGGGAAAAACAUGAUAAAGCAGUGGAAAAAGCUAGUCCCAGACAAAAGUGAAGCUCCUGCAUCUUGCACCAAUAGUGUUGGGAAUAACAAUAAUGACAAUGGCAACAAUAAUGACAACAAACAUUCACCUGAGUCAAAUAACUACAAUGUCUGUGACGAUGGUGGACCACAAGAAGCCAAACGGUCUCGGCCAAGUGAAAAGAAGGAAUCUACAGAACUGUCGGGAAAUGCAAGUCGUGGCUUUUUUCCUGUCCACACUUUGACUACAACAGAUCAAGUACGUCUAAAAGCCCGAGAGAUGCUUCAAUCAGCACUAGAAAGUGGCAAUAUUCCUAGCGGUGCUUAUGAAAGUGAGUUCCUAGCAAUACGAAUAGAAAGCUCCAUAUAUGAUCUUUUCAACAAUACUGAUCCCAAGUACAAACAACGAGUACGUACUAGAGUUAUGAACCUACGCGAUUCUAAUAAUCCCAAUUUGCGACUUAAUGUCCUAAUGGGACACGUGAGUCCGGACAAACUAGCAUCGAUGACAUCAGAAGAGAUGGCUAGUAAAGAAAUGAAAGAACUUCGUGAGAAAUAUACUAAAGAAACUAUAGAAGACCAUCAAAUGGCUGUAACUGGUGGAACGGAAACUGAUUUAUUACGAUGUGGAAAGUGUAAGCAGACCAAGUGUACAUAUAACCAGGUCCAAACUCGUAGUGCAGAUGAACCAAUGACCACUUUUGUCUAUUGUAACAAUUGCGGCCACCGUUGGAAAGUUUCUGGAUCCAAACAGUUGUUUUUCCGAGGGAGCUGACUAUCUUCAAGCUUGUUGUGUAAAAGCUCAAUCCAUAAAGCAAUUAAACAACGUUGGGGAAUGCAUUUCCAUAGCAUCCGAUGACUAGGUGAACGUAGAUUAUUACUCUAUUUCCAAUCAAAAGUCAAAAUGAUGCUUAUAUGUUCACCAGUAAUAAGGAGUUUAACGCAAAACAGAAAUCUGUUGUCAUUAAGUUGGUGUUCAUUAGCAUGCGCACUCAUGAGCUGAUUUAUUUACAACCCGACAUUAAUUGAUCAUCUAAUCAUUUUUUCAACUGUCCAAACAUCGUUUUAUCUACUGUUAAUCAACUUUUGAAGAGUGGCUGCGAUAAAAUCUGAUAAGCUUUCAGUUUACAUUAAAUAUUACAUUCACAUCUGACAAUUUUACUCCCAUUUGUUGAAGGAUUAGUAUUUUAAUUAAAAAAUCCCUCUUACGAGUUUCUGGUUGGUAAUCAAUUUCAUGUUAUUGAAUCAUUAAAGUUAGUGGAAGCAUAACUACUAAACCUACAAUAUUGUUAUUCAUUUAC